CCCUUUUAUAGUUUUUGAGAAUAAGAAUUAUGUCAGGCCAAAUUUCCAAGGAGGAUCUAGAAUGCAUAGUCUGCACUGAAGUUCCUAUUGAAGUUAAGGAAACACCGUGUUGUGGAGUCAUCAUUUGUGGCAACUGUGGGCCUAAACUUAAGCAGUGUCCGAAUAGAUGAUCUGAAGAUCCUAUAUCUUUACAGAAGAAUAUGUUCCUUCAAAGAAUGGUAAAUCAGAUGCCUUCUGAGUGCGAAUACUGUCAGAAGGAGGUCCACAGGAAGGCGCUGAUCGCUCAUCAUUCUGUAUGUCCAAAGAAUCUAUUGAGGGAUGUAAUAAUCAAUGAAGCUCUCCACUGUUGUCCUCUAUAUAAGCAAGAGAAGCUAAAUACAUGGUUUUGAGAUGGUUCAAAAAUGGUAGAAGGCUUCUGUGCCAAAACAGGCAGAUCUAAAAGGGACAAUGAAGGCGGUCCUUCCUGGUUCUGUGAGAAAUGAGAUGUUGACUUUUGUCCCGGAUGUAUUGAGAAGUAUGGGUCUGAAGAAGAAUAUAAAGAGCAUAUAAAGUUCUUUCCAAAGGAAAUUGCCCAUUUAGCUCAUGAUCAUAAGCUAACAUUUAUUUUUGGGGAAGAUCUGCCAGAACAAGCAAAACUUCAUUGAUAUGGUAAAUAUAAGAGAGGAGGAUGUGCUGGAACUGAACAUGAGGAUAAGAGAUUUUUUGCUUGAUUUGAUUGAAAACUUUUAAUCUGCGAGUACUGAUUUGUUGCUCCAAUCGAAGAAUAUAUGAUAUCUGUGUCUAGUGAAUAUCAUCAUCACCCUCUUCAUUUAGCUGCUUUCUCUCCAAUAGAGAAAUGGGAGUGCCAAAAUGCCGGAGAAAAAUGUCUGAAACCAUCAAUGAUGAGCAACUUUAAUUGCAAAGUUGGCUAUAAAUGAGAUAUGUGCAAGUUUUACAGUUGUGUUGAAUGUGCGAAAUCAAAGCUAGUUAAGUUGUAA
Messenger RNA from Moneuplotes crassus, 977 nucleotides. NCBI's taxonomy places the organism in Eukaryota, Ciliophora, Spirotrichea, Euplotida, Euplotidae. The record is from the annotation of a GenBank genome assembly.